This is a messenger RNA of Trichobilharzia regenti, 287 nucleotides long. Lineage: Eukaryota; Metazoa; Platyhelminthes; Trematoda; Strigeidida; Schistosomatidae. The record is from the annotation of a GenBank genome assembly.
AUGUAUCGCGGUCAUUUGGAAAUUUGGGGUGCGUUACAAACAAUUGUUGUCUUAGAAACGGCCGCCAUCGCUUUGCUUGUUCUUGAAUACGUGAUUGAUGAAGAGGCAGUGAGUGUUGUCCGUCUUUUAGAUGAAAAUGAUCAUAUUAUCGAAUUGAUUGCUGAUUUUAUUAAAAAAGGUCGAUUUUCUGAAGCUGCUCAAAUGCAAGGCAUCCUACAACGGAAUCUAGUCUAUCUAGUUUCAUUGGUUGAUCAGUAUAACUUGAAUGGAAGUGAUGAAUCAGCUGA